GAACUCCACCCGGGAUCUCCUUCAUCCCCAACGCUCCUCACCUAGCCCCUGUCCUGAGGGUGCUCCUAACCCUAGAGCCAGCUUUAAAGGGGCAGGCCCCUUCUCCUGCCCCAGCCCCACCCACCGGGCCCCCAUUCUCCGUCUUCCAGGCCCAGCGCUCCCUUACAGAACUCCCCCGCACCUUGUCUCGCUCGCUCCGCCCCUCCUUCCCAGCCACAGCUGGAGGUCCUGGGCGCACCUGCAGAGCCGGCGGCUUGCUGGGGGCAUGCGCUCCAUGAAGGCUCUGCAGAAGGCCCUGAGCCGGGCCGGCAGUCACUGCGGGCGAGGAGGCUGGGGUCACCUGAGCCGGAGCCCCCUCCUUGGCGGGGGCGUCCGGCACCACCUCAGUGAGGCCGCGGCGCAGGGCAGAGAGACGCCACACAGCCACCAGCCGCAGCACCAGGAUCAACGGAGUCUCACUCUGUCACACAGGCUGGAGUGCAGAGGCACCAUCUCGACUCACUGCAAUCUCCACCUCCUGGGUUCAAGUAAUUCUCCUGCCUCAGCCUCUGGAAUAGCUGGGAUUACCUCGAGUAGCUGGGAUUGCAGUGAUUCAUCAGAAAGUGGCAUGCUGUCCCGCCUGGGUGAUUUGCUCUUUUACACUAUUGCUGAAGGACAGGAACGAAUCCCUAUCCACAAGUUCACCACUGCACUAAAGGCCACUGGACUGCAGACAUCAGAUCCUCGGCUCCGAGACUGCAUGAGCGAGAUGCACCGCGUGGUCCAAGAGUCCAGUAGUGGUGGCCUCUUGGACCGAGAUCUCUUCCGAAAGUGUGUGAGCAGCAACAUUGUGCUCCUGACCCAGGCAUUCCGAAAGAAGUUUGUCAUUCCUGAUUUUGAGGAGUUCACGGGCCAUGUGGAUCGCAUCUUUGAGGAUGCCAAAGAGCUCACUGGAGGCAAAGUGGCAGCCUACAUCCCUCAGCUGGCCAAGUCAAACCCAGACCUGUGGGGUGUCUCCCUGUGCACUGUGGAUGGUCAGCGGCACUCUGUGGGCCACACAAAGAUCCCCUUCUGCCUGCAGUCCUGUGUGAAGCCCCUCACCUAUGCCAUCUCCAUAAGCACCCUAGGCACUGACUACGUGCACAAGUUUGUGGGCAAAGAGCCAAGUGGCCUGCGCUACAACAAGCUCUCCCUCAAUGAGGAAGGAAUCCCCCAUAACCCCAUGGUCAAUGCUGGUGCCAUUGUUGUCAGCUCCCUGAUCAAGAUGGACUGUAACAAAGCAGAGAAGUUUGAUUUUGUGUUGCAGUAUCUCAACAAAAUGGCUGGGAAUGAAUACAUGGGUUUCAGCAAUGCCACAUUCCAGUCAGAGAAGGAAACAGGGGAUCGGAAUUAUGCCAUCGGCUAUUAUCUCAAGGAAAAGAAGUGCUUUCCUAAGGGGGUGGACAUGAUGGCUGCCCUUGAUCUCUACUUCCAGCUGUGCUCUGUGGAGGUCACUUGUGAAUCAGGCAGUGUCAUGGCAGCCACCCUCGCCAAUGGUGGGAUCUGCCCCAUCACAGGCGAGAGUGUGCUGAGUGCUGAAGCAGUGCGCAACACCCUCAGCCUCAUGCAUUCCUGCGGCAUGUAUGACUUCUCUGGCCAGUUUGCCUUCCACGUGGGCCUGCCAGCCAAGUCAGCUGUAUCAGGAGCCAUCCUCCUAGUGGUACCCAAUGUCAUGGGAAUGAUGUGCCUGUCACCCCCAUUGGACAAGCUGGGGAACAGCCACAGGGGGACCAGCUUCUGCCAGAAGUUGGUGUCUCUCUUCAAUUUCCACAACUAUGACAACCUGAGGCACUGUGCUCGGAAGUUAGACCCACGGCGUGAAGGGGCAGAAGUUCGGAACAAGACUGUGGUCAACCUGUUAUUUGCUGCCUAUAGUGGCGAUGUCUCAGCUCUUCGAAGGUUUGCCUUGUCAGCCAUGGAUAUGGAACAGAAAGACUAUGACUCGCGCACAGCUCUGCAUGUUGCUGCAGCUGAAGGACACAUCGAAGUUGUUAAAUUCCUGAUCGAGGCUUGCAAAGUGAAUCCUUUUGUCAAGGACAGGUGGGGCAACAUUCCCCUGGAUGAUGCUGUGCAGUUCAACCAUCUGGAGGUGGUCAAACUGCUUCAAGAUUACCAGGACUCCUACACACUCUCUGAGACUCAGGCUGAGGCAGCAGCUGAGGCCCUGUCCAAAGAGAACUUAGAAAGCAUGGUAUGAGCACAGGUCAUGGAGAGCCCCUGCUCAAGAAAAAGCAUGAGCUGGCCACACAUGUAAUCCAUAACCACCAAAAAUACUAUGGAGAGCUACACUGCUUCAGUGGGGACCAAGCAGUCAUUUGGUGACUUAGGCUAGUGCUUUCUAUGGGAGUCAAAAUACCCCAUUCCCUCAGCAGACAGAGUACAGAGAAGGGCCUCAGAGGACACCUGCAGUAGAGCUAUCCAGAGAGAAUGGGCUUCAAGGUACAGCCUAAUGGCUUGCCCCACUCAAAACCAUCCCAGCUCUUCACCCAGGUCUCUUCCUCUCCCUGAAGAAACCAUCAAGAGAGAGAUACUCUGGUGGAGGGACUCUAGCUACCAUGCACAUGUACAUAUCCACAGAAUAUGGGACGUGGGAAUGGCUAUAUACAUGGCUUUAGUAGUCUGGAGAGAUCUACUCCCCUUGGCCAGGACAUGCUGCUGCUACUGCUAACAGCCAAUUUUAUAGACAGAGAAAGUAUUUUGUGUUCAAAUAAACUUUAAUUACCAAA
Pongo pygmaeus (Bornean orangutan) is the source of this 2744-nucleotide messenger RNA. RefSeq names its product glutaminase 2 (gene GLS2). Gene Ontology annotation, biological process: L-glutamine catabolic process. The coding region runs from base 266 to 2215 and encodes 649 amino acids. The transcript has 19 exons. Gene Ontology annotation, molecular function: glutaminase activity; protein binding. The record is from RefSeq and is a predicted model, not a curated record. Lineage: Eukaryota; Metazoa; Chordata; Mammalia; Primates; Hominidae.